AUGGAUGCACAGGUCAGCUCGAAAGACCAGAAAAUUGGAGGAGAUCAGCCGCCCAGUGAAUUGCCAACCCUUAGCGGAAAAGACAAAUCGCAGGAAAGUUUCGACCAUGUCCCAUUGCCCUCACAACAGGAUGCAGAUACAAGAAACGCCCUGGCGACCGAACCCUUUCAACCAACCUUGAAGGUCCUAGCAGACCUCGAACGCGACGAUCCCAAGUUCGCCUUUCCAGCAGCUCGACUUGUUGGACUCUAUCGACGUCUCUGGGAAUCCUGUGUUUCCAAGCAUAUCGAUGGCCAGAAGCUAGAGCAGAGCAAUCAGAUCUUGAAGGAAGCUGGCACACACCUGCUUAAAGAGAGGGACGGUCUUCAGCUUCGCCACGACAAGGAGCUGUCUCGGCUGCGCUUCUUCGAGCAGGCACUGGAAUCAUCUCGGGGUCGACUGACUCGCGUACUCGAUGACUGGAAUCACCCUUCCAGACUCAAUCUGGCAGGGCUGCCAGACAUGGCAAGAGAAGAGUGA
This is a messenger RNA of Penicillium arizonense, 519 nucleotides long. RefSeq lists its product as uncharacterized. NCBI's taxonomy places the organism in Eukaryota, Fungi, Ascomycota, Eurotiomycetes, Eurotiales, Aspergillaceae. Bases 1 to 519 code for a protein of 172 amino acids. The transcript has 2 exons. The record is from RefSeq and is a predicted model, not a curated record.